UGGCACACUGGAUCCUUGAUGGGUGGAACUUUGACCAUCCACCAGUUAGCUAAAUUAUUUCAAAGCGUAGCACUUACUGUCACUUUUGUUUUUUCAUAUAUGUGUUUUAUUUUACAUGAAACGAGAUGUGGUUUAUUUAUUUACUAAGUUGGCUGUCGUUGGUGAUACAAAUAUCUUUCGUCACACUAGCAAUUGCUGCUGGCCUGUAUUAUUUGGCAGAACUAAUAGAAGAAUACACAGUUGCCACUAGUCGAAUAAUAAAGUACAUGAUACUGUUCUCCACAGGUGUGCUGACGGGGCUGUACCUGUUUGAGGGCUUCCCAUGGCUGAUGAUGGGCUGUGGUCUCUUCACCAACCUGGUGUACUUUGGCCUCCUGCAGACCUUCCCUUACAUACUGCUGAGCUCACCUAACUUCCUCCUCUCCUGUGUAUUGGUGGUGCUGAAUCACUACAUGGCCUUCCAGUACUUUGCAGCAGAGUAUUACCCCUUCUCAGAGGUCCUGGCGUACUUCACCAUCUGUCUGUGGAUCAUCCCCUUCUCGUUCUUUGUGUCUCUCUCGGCGGGGGAGAACGUGCUUCCAUCCACCAUGCAGCAAGGAGAUGACGUGGUCUCAAAUUACUUCACCAAGGGCAAGAGGGGCAAGAGGUCCGGCAUCCUGCUCAUCUUCUCUUUCCUCAAGGAGGCGGUGUUGCCUAGUCGACAGAAGAUGUACUGAUGCUCUACCUGGGGGGUUUGGGGGGGUACGAUGGUAGAUUUGGGAAGGGACUAAAGGAGAGGUGGCUGAGGUGGAGGGUGGAAAAUGAGGAGGACGAAGGAGAGUACAUCGUAGCAGAGCAGAUGAGAGCUCCCACUAUUACUACGGACUAGCAGCAGUGCGUUUACAGGACUUGUACGUCUCUUUAACUCUCUUUCUUGGUUACUGCGUCCAAAAUGGCACCCUAUUCCCUAUAUAGUGCACUAUAUAGGGAAUAGGGUAUCCAUGUCUGUCUGUGAUGACGACUGCCAACAAACAACUGACAGCCUCUCUCUGGCUGCUGUUCUCCAGAUACAGUAAAAGCCUCCAGGCUCUACUGCAACACUCUUCUGUUCUGUUUUAUAAAGGUUUGUUAAUGAAACUGUUGGUAUGAGUCGUCUGGGCCAUAUUCAUGAGUGCAAAACGUUUUGCAAUGGAAAACGAAAGCAAGCGUUUCUUAUUGGACAAGUUCAUGUUGUCCCUUCUCUGUUUUAGUUUUCUUCUGUUUGGUGCCUAAUGAAGAACAACUGAGUGCAGGUUGGAAGGGGGAGAGAGAACAAGGUUGGCGUAAAACGAGGCCAGACAGGAUCUCUUUUUUGUGUCUCAAAUGGCACCCUAUUCCCUACAUAGUGCACUACUUUUGACCUGAAUCCCAUGGGCCCUGGUCAAAAGUAGUGCCCUAUGAAUGGAAUAGGGUACCAUUUGGGACGUAGACCCUUGUGUUGUGUGAUGAGCUGGUAACUCCCUACUAGAAUGUGGUCGCCUAUAAGACAAUGUUUGUACGUGGACGCAUAGGAAUUACUUUUUUUGUUGUUUCUUUAAUGUUCCCCAAUCAUCAAUGACUACUUAUUCUCUUGAACUGUUUAAAAUAAGAAAAAAAGCUUAAAUAAUAUGAGAAGUGAUUUUUUUUUUGUAUAUCAAUUGAUAAAAAAAAAAAAACUGAACAAACAAACAUUCCUACAAAUACUUGUGCAAUGAUUUAUGUUAUGGCUGAAUCUGGGAGUGUUUGGAGAGAGGAACUGCUAAAGUGAUUUUAUUAGAGGCAGUUACAUGGUGUGAGACUCACAUGAUUGGUUGUAUGGAGGAUACAUGGUAUAAGACUUAAUCUGAUUAGCUGUGAGGCAGGUACAGUGCCUUCAGAAAGUAUUCACACCCCUUGACUUUUUCCACAUUUUGUUGUGUUGCAGCUUGAAUUUAAA
This is a messenger RNA of Coregonus clupeaformis (lake whitefish), 1933 nucleotides long. RefSeq names its product protein TEX261-like. The transcript has 6 exons. Gene Ontology annotation, biological process: endoplasmic reticulum to Golgi vesicle-mediated transport. Bases 126 to 716 code for a protein of 196 amino acids. Gene Ontology annotation, cellular component: COPII-coated ER to Golgi transport vesicle; endoplasmic reticulum membrane; Golgi membrane. Lineage: Eukaryota; Metazoa; Chordata; Actinopteri; Salmoniformes; Salmonidae. Gene Ontology annotation, molecular function: COPII receptor activity. The record is from RefSeq and is a predicted model, not a curated record.